UUCGUGGCCGACGCUUGCGCCUUGCGGUGUAUUGUGGGUUUCUUUUGCGGAUCGGUGCUGAGGCUAUCCCGUCUAAAAUAAAAUAUUCAGAAGGUAGCGUCAGCAUCCAGAGCAAGAUUUUCGAGGUAUUUCAAUUACUCGAACUCACGUUACCGAAGUUUGGAUAGUAAAAGACAGACCCGGAGAAAAUAGAGCGGAUUUCAUCGUCCUUCCCCUUCAUGGUUCAUCAUGAGUGAUUAUUCAGCGGUCGCUCCGCCACAAAAUUUCAGUCAAAGUUCUGCAUUUGCAGCUGCCCUGCAACGCGCCAAACAGAUUGCAGCUAAAAUAAAUCCAGCAGGCUCCCAAGGUAGUACCGAACAAAAGUUGAAGCGUCCUCUUGAAGAUUGCCCAGAGCCAGAAGCUAAAAAAGUGGCGGCUUUAGUAGCAGAACCCCUGAUUGGGCUACGGGGGGGCCCGCCCACUGGUACUUCUAUCAGUGAAGCUGCAGCUCAAGCAGCUGUAGCGGCUAGAGUAGCUGUUCAAUCAACUUCGCCUCCUGCCGUCAUGGCUGGAAUGGGAGGUAUCUGUAAUGAGGAUAUUAGAGUUCCAGAUAAAAUGGUUGGGCUGAUAAUUGGUAGAGGUGGAGAACAAAUUACAAGAUUGCAAAGUGAAACCGGAUGCAAAAUACAAAUGGCACCUGAAAGUGGUGGAUUGCCUGAGCGAGUCUGUACUCUGACAGGAUCCAGAGAAGCUGUCAAUCGUGCCAAAGAAUUAGUCCUUUCAAUCGUUAAUCAAAGAAGCAGAACGGAAGGAAUUGGUGAUAUGAAUAUUGGCAGCAGUAGUGGUGGAGUAAUCAGCCACCCUGGGUUUGUUGAAAUAAUGAUCCCAGGUCCUAAAGUUGGUCUGAUCAUUGGCAAAGGAGGUGAAACAAUUAAGCAGCUGCAAGAAAAGUCUGGGGCUAAGAUGGUUGUUAUCCAAGAAGGCCCUUCGCAAGAACAAGAAAAACCAUUAAGAAUAACAGGAGAUCCACAGAAAGUUGAAUAUGCCAAACAGUUGGUCUAUGAACUAAUAGCUGAAAAGGAAAUGCAAAUGUUUCACAGAGGAUCGCAAAGAGGAGCAGAAAGAGGAGGUGCCAAUUAUAAUAACACCGACAACGGAUUCAAUCAAGGUUCUCAGAAUACUGACGGAGUUGAGGUACUUGUACCUCGAGCUGCAGUAGGUGUUGUUAUUGGAAAAGGUGGCGACAUGAUAAAAAAAAUCCAAGCGGAGACGGGGGCCCGUGUGCAAUUCCAGCAAGGCAGAGAAGAUGGUCCAGGUGAUCGAAAAUGUUUACUUUCUGGGAAGCAUCAGGCUGUAGAACAAGCAAGACAACGUAUCCAGGAUUUAAUUGACAGUCGACGGGAUGAUGGAAGAAAUCCAAUGGCAGGGGGUGGUCGAGGCGCUGGUGGACCACGUGGUAAUGGAUUUGGCAGUGGCCGAAAUUCUAACGAGUUUGGAGGUGGCUGGGAUAGACGCCAGGGUGGACCUAUGGGCCAGGAUAAGGUUGAAACAACAUUCACUGUGCCAUCGACUAAAUGUGGAAUUAUAAUUGGCAAAGGUGGUGAAACCAUUAAACAGAUCAAUCAACAAACUGGAGCACACUGCGAACUUGAUCGGAGGAAUCAGAGCAACGAAAAUGAGAAGAUUUUCAUCAUCCGUGGAAGUCCAGAUCAAGUGGAGCAUGCAAAAAGAAUAUUCAGCGAGAGACUUGGAUUGAGUCCGAGCGGAGCUCCCUUCUCUGGAGGUCAAGGUGCUAUUGGAUACAAUCCAAAUUGGAAUUCUGGAUCAGGAUAUCAAUCUUGGCCGAAUCAAGCUCAAUCCAAUGAUACAAGUGGUCCAGGUGCGGCACCCGGUGGGGUACACGUCAAUCCACAAACGGGGCAACCAGAUUAUAGUGCACAGUGGGCAGAAUAUUAUCGGUCUCUUGGCAUGCAUAGAGAAGCUGACAUGAUCGAACAACAGGCGAAACAAGGAAAGCCAGAUGCAGCGCAACCACAACCAGGAAAUGCUCCUAGUCAAGCUAAUCCAGCACCUAGUGGAUCUGCAGGAGCUGUUCCACAACCACAACAACAACAACCACAAAGUGCAGCACAAAAUGGAGGACAGGCAGAUUAUAGUGCUCAGUGGGCAGAAUAUUACAGAAGUAUUGGCAAAGUUAAGGAAGCUGAGGCCAUAGAGGCGCAGAUGAAGGCCGGAAAGAACGUGGAUUCUUUUCAGUUGGGCUUACAAGGAAAUCAGCUGGCACAGCCUCAAAUGCAACAAGCAUUACAGGGGCAAUCAGCUGGGCCACAAACCGGAACCCCAACAUCGUUUCCUCAGAGUUAUGGUAGCUAUCCAGGAAUGGGACCAGGAUCUGCUCCAGCGGGUUAUUAUGCCGGUAGUACGGGUUCUACGACCCAGCCGCAAUCAGGGCAACAAGCUCCCCCCUUUCCAGCUGGCUAUCAGAAUUAUUCAUAUUCCCAGCCAAACUCCGACAACUAAGCUUCAACGUACGAAAGAUGAGACAGAUAAUACAUGUGGUUCGCCGAAUGCUAUCAGCACCCAUUAUGGUGUAUUUGCAACUGUGUUUUAAACAAAAAGUACAGGUUAUUAUCAGUGUGGCAUUGAUUUUUUCAUUUAUUUAUUCAUCAAAUAUAUACCUAUAUAUAAUAUAUCAUGUGUACACUGUUACCCAGAAAGUAUCUGCAAUUAUUUUGCCUUAAUUGAACCAUUGUUGUGGAAUCUUGAAGCAAAUUAAUAAAAUUGGAAAUGUCUUGUUUUUUAUCUGAAAGUAUUGUCAGUAAGCCAUUUGAAAAUAUUUCGCCAUUUAGAAUUUGCACUUUUAUCACUCAUUUAUACUAUAGCCCUCUUUUCCCCACGGUUUGUUUUAUUUUUAUUGUUGCAGUUGUUACUUCACGUCGCAUCACUUAUAUCAUGGCCAUAUGUAAGCUUUGCUAACUGUUUGUAUGUACUUCGUUUAUUCAUUACAGCGCCAACAUACAUCACUUGCAGGCACCGAUGAAUAAGUGCUAGAUAUCGAUCCGCAGUAUGCUGCUAGAACAAGAAUGCAUCAGUCUCCAGUUCAAUGUCAGGAAAGGUAUAAGAGAUGACUACUCGAUAGAGUAGCAAAACAUAAUCACACGUUUACCAUGAGUCAUUUUGGCUACUAUGUGACUUCCGACAACCAAUGGUUUAAUUUUUUUUUUAAUACUUGCAAUAACUUUCUGGAUAUCAUAUAUGUACGCUCGUAUCAUAAUUUGACAAUCUCAUAUUGAUUAUUAUGAAAUUGGCAUACUUUGGCACAUUCAGUUAGUCCGUACCGACAUUUCAUUUAUUAUAAUUAAGUAUCUAAUGGUAAUAAAAAUAUUAAAAAAAAGGAAACAAAAAACAAACAACAGAAACACUGUCUUGUUUUGUCUAAAACUGUAUUAUUAGGCAGAAAAAACGUGCAACAUCCCUGUCACUUGAACUUUUACCGAAGUUUGAGUCGUUCUAAAUUUGCGCAUCAUGAGCUUUCCCAAGAUAUAUUAUGUGUAACAAAUAGUAUCUAAGAACCAAAAAUGAACAGAUGAAAUAGUGUGAUUGGACUAUAUUAUGAAGGAAUAAUUUGUGCAUUGGGUUACAAAAUUAUCCUGCUCGAAUCAAACAAUUCUAUCUUGCUAGAUUUCAAUAGCUUCAAUUCUGUUUAAAAAAAAAACAAAAAAAAUGCACAACUCUACUUAACUCCUUUAUUUGAACCUUGUCUUUUGAAAUGUAUGUUCACUUACCUCGAUUGAAUGCAACUUCUACAACUCUGUGCGUGAGUAAAAUCGAACACUUCUUCCUGACUGUGUUGCCUGAUAAUUUAGCGCAUAACAUAGUCCAAUCACCAUUUAUUCUAGAGCUCAUUUUCAGUUUACGAAUAAAAAUGAUUAUGUAUGGUACACACAGCUUUCUGAUUUACAGUAAUGUUUCCGAGUAUGUCCUCUUCUGAACAUCGCUUACCGGUUCAGCGAGUAAAGUGACUGUAGAGAAAAUUUUGAUUUCAAAAGAAUGAAUGUUAAUCUCAUUCUUAGAGACAAUCGAGUUGCAGCUUGCGAAGCUUCUUGAUAUGUAGCUUCUCGAACUGCAAUACAUAUAUAUCUGGAAAGAACGCCAAGCUAAUCGCCCUCGCUCUACCUUCAAUCGAUGUUACGGUGGUGUGCUAAGUACCUUCUCUGGCCCGAUAGCAUCCGAUGUAGGCUCCAGUUGAUAGGACUCUACAGUUAUUAAGUGAUGCAUAAACCCUAUAUUUAGUCAAUGCCUAACAUAAAUUUUGAGGUAUGACAAAUUAACAGCUUGAAUUGGGCGAGUUGUUCAACUGUUAUUGAUUAGUAAUUCUUCGAACGAUACUGCUAACAUCUAGCAUAUCGUUAACAUGAAUUGUUGAUAGUGUUUUCUAACUAUAGUUGGGUAUUUAUUCAUACCUCUAAAAAGUGGCCGUCCAACGGUGACGAGUAAGGUAUACAAUUCUACUGGAUUUUAUGGCACUCUCUGUUAGUCUCAUUCAAUCACAUCCACAAUUUGAAGCAAAAAAUAGUGAAUGAUUUGAUAUAAUUUGAAUGAAGAACUGGUCAUAACUAAAUUUUUAACCAACCUAAUUCCAGACGUGUACAAUAUUAAAUAAUCUUACAAAUCGUAAUCAUGAAUUUUGAUAGUGCUUUGCAGUAUGACACAAGCCAGGGUAAUGGAUCAAAAGUUGUCAAAUCAAAUUUUUGUCAAACAGUAAUGUUUUCCUCUAUUAUGAUCGUAGAUCAUAUGCAAAAUUCUUAUGAGAAAAUUUUUUGUUAUUGUAUCAUACUACUAUUUUGGUAAUCAUCAAUUUAAUUUUUUGUCUGACAUAACGUGUCAAGAUUCCAAUGAGUGUAAUAACACAUUGGUACAUGGGGUGUGUGCAUGAGUUUGCAGCUCAAUGGAGCAAAGAGAAUAUAUGAGUUAUUGAUAUCAAUGAUUUUUAGAAUUAAUAAAAAUUGGGAUAUUUGUGGUCAUCUGAUUCCUAAUGAAUCAAAAUAGCAAUAUACGUGAGCUGAGAUGUGUGGUAAUACUUGAUAAAAUAAUUGAUUUCUAGUUCAAUUUCAAAAAGCUUAUUAAAUGUGACACUAAAUAGUUCGGAGACGACUGUAAAAAAUGGCUGAUACAGUAUUUCGUGUGAGAUAAUGAAAGAAUUCAUAUAGCGCUUGACUUCAACAAGACUUGGUAUAUGAAGAACGAAGAGCAUAUAGAAAAUAAAGAUGCAAGCAAUGCAUAAUAUUCCUGUGAAGUUGAUGUGAGCUAUCAUUUUUAAUGAUUGUAUGUAUUGUAAUGAAUUGUUUAUUUCAGAUAGAUUUCAGAUAGCUUUCCAUUGGGACAUGGUUAAUGCUGCUAUAUCUUCGUGUAAUAUUCACGCUGAGAGUUAUGAAUUGGCUACAAUGAAAAAUUAUACCUCAUUUCAUGCGAUCAAUAGUACUGACUAUGUCUUAUACUACACGUAUAUAUACACACAUAUAUAUAUAUAUACAUAUAUAUAUAACAUAUAUAUCUCAACAAAUAUUAUCCAAAAUGCUUCUUUUCAUAUAUUGUAGAAUACGAUUUAUGUUUUAAUUAUAGGUAAUAAGGCAAUCUGAAAUUUAUUGAAGUCAGUAGGGUAAAUUAUUCCUGAUAUGCUGUCCAUCAGUGUUUCAUUUUCUAUGAUAUGUAUUUGUGUUCCAUAAUACAUAACUGUAAGAUGGAUUAAAAUUACCAGGGGAUGCAGCAGAUGAAUGAAAAAAGGGAACCAGAGCUCAACUAAAAUCUAUAUAUUUCAUCAUAUCUCUAAUUUCAAAUGCCUACUGUAGAAUUUCACUAAAAUAAUAUUAUGAUACAAAACUAAUGCAAUAGGAUAUUUGUUCGUCAAUUAUUUUACAAAAAAUAUAAUAACCGUUUUGUUUAUCAAUGAUAGAGAACGUUAAUACUUACAUGAGCCCAUGUUGACAUGUUUCCAUGCAUAAGUAGGGAUAAAUUGUUCAAUAUUGACUUGUAUUGCCGAUAAUAGUUUAGUUAUACUAUGUAUGUAUGCAAAUGAAUUACAUUAUCCUGUUCAGUGCACUAUGGUAUUAUAUCAGAAAAUACAACUGUGACUUAUU
Athalia rosae (coleseed sawfly) is the source of this 6116-nucleotide messenger RNA. RefSeq names its product far upstream element-binding protein 1 (gene Psi). Bases 229 to 2499 code for a protein of 756 amino acids. Gene Ontology annotation, molecular function: mRNA binding. Gene Ontology annotation, cellular component: cytoplasm; nucleus. The record is from RefSeq and is a predicted model, not a curated record. Gene Ontology annotation, biological process: regulation of DNA-templated transcription. NCBI's taxonomy places the organism in Eukaryota, Metazoa, Arthropoda, Insecta, Hymenoptera, Athaliidae. The transcript is spliced from 14 exons.